Prunus armeniaca (apricot) is the source of this 303-nucleotide messenger RNA. The record is from the annotation of a GenBank genome assembly. Lineage: Eukaryota; Viridiplantae; Streptophyta; Magnoliopsida; Rosales; Rosaceae.
AUGAGAUGCCAGGUGUCGGAAUCUCAAGCAUCCAGCUUGGCAGUUGAGUCCCUUACAAGAGAAGAGAUGGCAUCAUAUAUUGGUUGCUGCUGCAAUUAUUAUUGGAAUGCAAUGCAGUGCAGUGCAGGAGGAGAAAUUAUAAUAAUGAAGGGAGAGGAAAGGAAGGGAGAGGAAAGGAAGGGAGAGGGGAAUCCAUGGAUGGAUGGAUGGAUGGAUGGAUGGACCAUGGUGUGGUCCAUAUGCUAUGACUCCAUGGAAUGUGGGAAAUGGGCUUUUGAUGUGUCUGAUGAUGAUCUGAUCUGA